AUUAUCAUCUUGAUCCUACUAAACCACCAAAGGAAUUGAAAAUUUUACCACAAAGAUAUUUACCAUGUACGUUCCUUCUUAAACCACGGCACUUUAAAAUUUUUGAAAGUUGGAUUGAAGAAGUUAAUCUGAAGAAUCAAAAAAGCAAAUCCUUUUUUAACAAAUUAUUUAAUUCAAAUACUACAAAUGAGAAUAAAAAACAUUCUAAAACAAUAACUUUAAAUACUAAACCAACACACUUUUCAAAUAAUAACCUUUAUGAUUUUAUUCUCCUUUAUCGUGGAAAGGAAAAUGAUUUUAACGCAAAAAAGUUUCAUGACUCAUGUGACAAUAAAGGUCCAACAUUAACAAUUAUAAAAACGUCUGAUCAACGUUUUUUUGGUGGUUAUAAUGAUUCAAACACAGAAAAUCAUUAUAUUGAAAGAAUA
Molecule: messenger RNA, 428 nt
Organism: Cetraspora pellucida
Lineage: Eukaryota; Fungi; Glomeromycota; Glomeromycetes; Diversisporales; Gigasporaceae
Source: the annotation of a GenBank genome assembly